Molecule: messenger RNA, 3416 nt
Organism: Penaeus monodon (black tiger shrimp)
Lineage: Eukaryota; Metazoa; Arthropoda; Malacostraca; Decapoda; Penaeidae
Product: stearoyl-CoA desaturase 5-like
Exons: 1
Coding region: 157-1197 (346 amino acids)
Biological process (GO): unsaturated fatty acid biosynthetic process
Cellular component (GO): endoplasmic reticulum membrane
Molecular function (GO): stearoyl-CoA 9-desaturase activity; iron ion binding
Source: RefSeq, a predicted model, not a curated record
GGCGAGGACCGCUAGUCACCUCUGAGCUCGCGUCAGUGUGUGAUCUCCGCCCGGCGCUCUGUCCCGACCCGUCCCUCUGCCGGUGUGAUUGUGAGAACUCUACGCUUUGAAACUGUGACUGUGUGACGUGUAGCGUGUAGUAGGAACGGCACAAACAUGGCCCCUCAGGCCCCCGAACAGACCAAGGCGCCGGACCUCCUGGAGGAGGAGCAGCCGCAUCACCACCACAACCUCGAGGAGCGCGAAAUUCAUAUAGAUCUACGGAAAAUUUACGCCGACCUUCGUAACCUGGACUGGUCCAAGGUGGUGUGGCGGAACGUGACGCUAUUCGCCCUGCUGCACAUUUACAGCGUGUACGGGCUGUACCUGGCGCUGUUCUCGGUGCAGUGGAAGACCCUCGUCUUCAGCGUGGUGCUGUACUUCAUGGCGGCGCUCGGCAUCACCAUGGGCGCGCACCGCCUGUGGUCGCACCGCUCGUUCAAGGCGUCGCUGCCCCUCCGCAUCGUGCUCGCCAUCUUCCAGACGAUCGCCUUCCAGAACGACAUCUACGAGUGGGCGCGCGACCACCGCGUCCACCACAAGUACAGCGAGACGGACGCCGACCCGCACAACGCCCGCCGCGGCUUCUUCUUCUCGCACAUGGGCUGGCUCAUGUACCGCAAGCACCCGAGCGUCAUCGCCAGGGGCAAGGGGCUCGACCUGUCCGACCUGCAGAACGACAAGGUGGUCAUGUUCCAGCGCAAGUUCUACCUGCCGCUGGUGGUGACGGCGUGCUUCGUGCUGCCGACGGUGAUCCCCUGGUGGUACUGGGACGAGCACCUGGCCAACGCCCUCAUGGUGGCGGGCUUCCUGCGCUACACCAUCGUGCUGCACAUCACCUGGUUCGUGAACUCACUGGCGCACUGGGUGGGCACCAAGCCCUACGACAAGAGCAUCUACCCGUCGCAGAACCCGAUGGUGGCCUACCUGGCGCUCGGUGAGGGCUGGCACAACUACCACCACGUCUUCCCCUGGGACUACCGCACGGCCGAGCUCGGGGGCCUUGUCAACUACAACAUCACCAGCCUCGUCAUCGACUUCUGCUACAAGAUCGGCCUCGCCUCCGACCUCAGGACCGUCACGCCCGCCAUGAUCGAGAGACGCAUCCAGAGGACGGGCGACGGCUCCUACCAGCCGCCCGUGGCCACGGCGAAGUGAACGCCCAGACGCCCACUCGCCCGCCCCUGCAACAAACAAUGCACAACUGCACGCCCGUCGUCAGCCCUGCACCCUCCCUCCCACCACCACCACCUCUCCCCGCCCCCGCCCGAGACAGCGCCGAAACAUGUACCCUUGGGAGUAUAGCCGUUUGUAACCGAGUAAUUUAGAAGUGGUAUUUCAAGUUUAUACUACACACAUAACACACACAUCUAUAUAUAUCGUGUGGAAACAAGUGUUUAUAUUAGUUCUUUUGGUAUAUAACACAUAGCAACGAAAGUGCAACCUCUUUGUAAACAAGAUAGUGCAGGUACACCAAGGCCUUACUUUUGGCACCGCUGAAGAACGGAAAGGAAAAAGCACUUUUUAGCAGGCCGAUUUUACCGUGUUAAUUCCUUGGCCGAGGUUCAUUUCUCUUAUGUAUUCACCGGGCUACGUCACACGAGCAAAGUAGUAGUUCUAGGCCUUUUAUUGUAACCCGGAAUUAUUGGGUAUCGUUUGAUAUGUGUGUUGGUUAUAUAUACAAAUAUAUAUCUGUGAGUGAACCACCGCGAUGCUUUUUUGUGAGAAAUGCAACCAGAUUUUGUGAUGUGUCAAAUAAAUAUAUAGUUUUCUGUCUUACCACUAAUCAAUGGCUUUCCUAUGAACACUUUAUCCAAAAAAAUGCUUGUAGCAAAAAAUCAAUGAGGAGGAUGAGGUGUAUCAGUUCUCCCUUCGCGAAUCUUGGAAGUUUUUUAAAAAAUGUGAUGAAGAGGAACAGAUGGACGUGAGAGAUAAGGGUGCUCAUUCAUUAAAAAUAACAAUAAAACUAAACAAAAACAAAAAAUAGAAAGAUCUCAAAGCUCAUUUAGAAAAAAAAAAUAAAUACUGAACCAAACGGAGAGAAAGCUUUUGAAUACUAAUCUGUGCUCUUGUCCCCUCUGUGUUGUGCUGUGUCGACUCCUCCAUAGUGUGUGGAGUGUGUGUGUGUGUAUAGUGAAGAGCGAGUAACGAGAUUUUGUUGUGUUGUUGCUUAAGUUUUAGUCAUUUACAUGGAUGAGAAUCUUAAAAUACGUGAUCCUCUACUUGAUGUGUAAUGUCACUGUUUCUGUAUGUGCUCUCUCUCUCUCUCUCUCUCUCUCUCUCUCUCUCUCUCUCUCUCUCUCUCUCUCUCUCUCUCUCUCUCUCUCUCUCUCUCUCUCUCUCUCUCCAUAUUUCCUUCACCAAAAAGACCAAACAGAUCAUUCAUUGAAAACAAAACAAUAACAACAGACAGACAUACAAUUCUUAUUCCCUCCUUGCACUCCAACCUAUCGUCUUCAUAGCCCCCAUUCCCCUCCCAUUCAUAAACAAAUUAUAUUUCGAUUUACCACAAGUAUCAACAGACAUCACAGACUUUACAGAACAACCUCAGCCUUUUUCAUAUUUCCAGGAACCUCCAGAGACUUCAUCUUUCUUCCUUUCUUUGGAACGAGAGACUUUCACUCAAAACACGAGGGUCGAGUCUUUUUGGUGGACACUUUAGAGGAAAAAGUGGUCUUGUUUUUUUUUCUCUCUCUCUUUCUCAUUCCUCCUUUCCCUCUCUCUUCGCUCUCUCUAUCUAUCUAUCUAUCUAUCUAUCUAUCUAUCUUUCUCAUCACCCCCUUCCCUACCUCCCUCCUUCUAUCUGUCUCUUUCUUGUUAUGUUUUUUUUAAUCAUGUUUUCUCUCUCAUUUCGGAAACCUUGACGUAACGCAGACUCGACACGUCCUUAAAGCGAAUGGUCUUCAGGCAUGUGAUAAGUUACAUUAUUGAGCGAUAUGGUUAUAUUUCUAGGCAAUGCUUUCGUGAUUGUUCGUUUUGUUUGUGUUUUUAGUAAUAUGUUCAUUUAUUUGUCUCAUCUCAAAAUAAGUAUUAAACAAGUAUUAGACAGCUAUCUCCAAUAUUGAUUUAUUUUCUUUCCUUUUAUGGGUCAGACAUUUAUAAAUAUGAAGAGAUUUGAGAUAAAUGAAGUACUUGUACAUGCAUAAAGUAAGCAGAAUAAGUAGACAAGUGAAUUAUUAUUAUUUUAAGCAAAAUGUAAACAUGAUGAGAAUGAUUAUCGAUAGAAAGUUGGCCUGAAAUACAACGCUCUAGAUAUCAUGCACAUAUGCUAAACGGACUGAUGAGUUUACGUGCACACACACACACACACACACACACACACACACACACACACACACACACACACACACACACACACACACACACACACACACACA